Molecule: messenger RNA, 1602 nt
Organism: Wasmannia auropunctata (little fire ant)
Lineage: Eukaryota; Metazoa; Arthropoda; Insecta; Hymenoptera; Formicidae
Product: protein jagged-1-like
Exons: 7
Coding region: 20-1285 (421 amino acids)
Biological process (GO): cell communication; anatomical structure development
Cellular component (GO): extracellular region; cell surface; membrane
Molecular function (GO): signaling receptor binding
Source: RefSeq, a predicted model, not a curated record
ACUCGGAAGUCAAGCCAAGAUGAUGAUACCACUGCUCUUCGCCACCUUCCUGGUCAAUUUUCCUCAUCAGCUCGCGCAAUCGGAUGCGAACAAUGGAUUAAUCAGAAUUGCUGCGGUGUUAGGAGCCUCCGUGCUGCCCGUCGGACUUGCCGCCGGGCCCAGAUACGUUCCAAAAUGGAAGAAGCAAGCGUGUGAAAUACCGGCAUCCCAACAUCCGAAUUCGCAUUACAUUUGCGACGAAGCUGGUGAAGUGAAAUGUUUGCCAGGAUGGACCGGAGAUCUUUGUGAUGUGCCAAUUUGCCGCAAGGGAUGUGAUCCCCUCCAGGGCUACUGUCGGCGACCAGGAGAAUGUCGUUGUAAGCUGGGUUUCUAUGGCGAACUGUGCGAUAAAUGCGUGGCUUUACCAGGAUGUCAGCACGGAAGGUGUAACGUGAGCUUCGAGUGCUCCUGCGAUCCCGGUUGGAAAGGCAUGUUCUGCUCCGAGCCCAUUUGCGCGCCCGACUGCCUCUCCAGUCAGGGUUACUGCGAGAAACCUGGCGAAUGCAGAUGUCGUUUAGGUUGGCAAGGCCCCAAGUGCAAACAGUGCGCGGUUCUGCCAGGUUGCGCCCACGGGACCUGUCAAGGGCCCCUCGAGUGUCGAUGCGAUCCGGGUUGGACCGGACUGCUUUGUCAAACACCGAUCUGCGCACAAGGAUGCAGCCGGGAACACGGCGGCUGCAGGCGACCAGGCACGUGUAGAUGCCGCGUCGGCUGGACGGGACCCAAUUGCACCGAAUGCGUACCGUACCCCGGAUGCGUGCACGGAUCGUGUAAACGACCAUGGGAAUGUCGAUGCGAACCCGGUUGGGCCGACGAUCUGUGCAACGAAAAACUCACCUACUGCGACGAGCAUCCUGACGCUUGUCGAAAUAACGCUACUUGCAUCAGCAUGACUCAUGAGGAUGGCAAUUACAAAUGCAUCUGUCCUCUGGGCUACAUGGGCCGACAGUGCCAGAUAAAAACUAUGACACCGUCGAUGGAAUUGAUACCGCCGAUGCCCGACGCCGCUAUGGAAUUGUCGCAAGACGUUCAAGGACUCGCGGACAAGCCGAGUAUCGAAGAAACUUCGAACGAGGACAAGCAUGGGGAGAAACCUCCUAAGGAAGAAGAACAGACCGCGGAACCUCUUGGGCCCAUUGUGAUCACGGAUCCGCCGACCACUACCACCGUGGAUCCGGCCGCGACUGCGGGGAAAUGGCCGACGGAACGGGCAACGACUGAAAGAGACGAUGAAAACGAGACAUGAAGUUGGACAAUUGUCUGAACAUUCAUUUAUUUAUUUCAUUGUUUAUUUAUUUAUUUAUUUAAAGCCGUGCUCGAUGUAGCAUAUUCGAUAAAGAACGUAAUUCGAUUUCUUUUCUCAUAAAUUAUUGCAAAACCGUGUUGAAAAUGUAAAUUAUGUUAAAAGAAAUUGUUAUUUCAUAAUACUAACUAAUAAAUUUUAUCACAAUUUAACAAUUAACGUACAUAUAUAUGCACAAUGUUAUUUGUGUUUGAAGGUAUAUCUAUUGGAAUUUAAACAAGGAUUUUAUUUAGCCGUUUUUUUUUUAUUUUUACUAUUCU